Aplysia californica (California sea hare) is the source of this 1478-nucleotide messenger RNA. RefSeq names its product 5'-AMP-activated protein kinase subunit beta-2. Lineage: Eukaryota; Metazoa; Mollusca; Gastropoda; Aplysiida; Aplysiidae. Gene Ontology annotation, molecular function: protein kinase binding. The coding region runs from base 404 to 1165 and encodes 253 amino acids. Gene Ontology annotation, biological process: signal transduction. The record is from RefSeq and is a predicted model, not a curated record. The transcript is spliced from 7 exons. Gene Ontology annotation, cellular component: nucleotide-activated protein kinase complex; nucleus; cytoplasm.
CGCCACAUGAUCCUCCAUUUUUGUUUACCCUCUACCGAAGGAAACAGGAGUUGGUAACUGAACAACACAUAUCUGUGAUGGCGUUGCGUUUUUGUUCGAUUUUUGUGUUAUUUUAGAUAGAUUAUUUAUUUGUUAUUUAUGACCAAUCCGUGUUGUGGAGCCAGCUUUCAUUUUCCAAGGGCAUUGAAGGAUCUGAGACGACAGUGUUUCCUCGCAAGUGUAAUCCAAUGAGACAAGACCUUGAUAAUACAGCACGGGAGGGUUGUUUACAUCCUUUGACCACUGGAUCAGGUGAGCAGUCGUCACAUAAUUCUCUGCCAUCUGGAGUUGAUUCUGGUCUGCAGUCAAAUUUCAGUGUCAGUCACUGUCUUUGCACCAAAGGGUUGAAACUGUCCCGGUAACAAUGGGAAACAGCAGUUCAGCGAAAGGACGACAUGGGUCAGGGGAUGACACCGCCCCUACUUUGACUGCGUCGUCGAGGUACGCUGAAGCGGAUGUGUAUGAGCCUGCUGGCAACUUUCGGAGGGCUCGUGCAAGUACAAUCACCCCUGGUCAAGAACCCACUCAAACCCCCACUAACAGACUUCUGCCGACCGUGUUCAAGUGGGAAGGAGGUGGAAAGGAAGUAUAUGUUGCUGGAAGUUUCAAUAACUGGAAAACAAAGAUUCCCUUAGCUAAAAGCCAUGGCGACUUCUACACCAUUCUUGAUCUGCCUGAGGGAGAUCAUCAAUACAAGUUUUUUGUUGAUGGGCAAUGGGUGAACUCUUUAAGCGAUCCUGUGACCAACAGUGAUAUUGGAACCCAGAACAAUACCAUGAAGGUCAAGAAAGAGGACUUUGAUGCUUUCGAAGCCCUGGCCAUCGAUGGGAGAACAGCAGGCAAAAAGAAUACAGGAGGCACCUCUGACUAUGGACAAGACAUUCCACCUAGACACACUGAGGGCAAGCACAGCGGCCCUCCAUUUCUGCCACCACAGUUGUUGCAAGUCAUCCUUAACAAAGACACACCUGCACACGUUGAACCAUCUUUGUUGCCAGAACCAAAUCAUGUCAUGUUGAAUCACCUCUAUGCUCUGUCAAUCAAGGAUGGCGUGAUGGUGCUGAGUGCGACCCACAGGUUCAGGAAAAAGUAUGUGACCACCCUGCUGUAUAAGCCCCUACAAUAGUAGCUCGUGUCUGUCCUAGUCAUUUUGUUGGUCUCUGACAAAACUGUUAUUGGAAUCUGAUAUGGCACCAAUGGAGGAUCUCACCCCCCCUGCCCUCAUGUGAUGAAAAGGAUGGUGAUAGAAAAGCUUGAUCUCUGUCGGGAAGCUUUUUGUUUUCAUCCAGAUUUUGUUUUGGUGGGUUUUUUUUCCAGCAUUUUUGUGUUAACACAUUACACCCUAAGGGCCUGGACGGGAAGUCCAUUCCUAGAUCCUAAGCAAGGGGAAAGAACCCACCUCCCGUGAAUACAGGCCUUUAAAAAACACAUUUUAAAAA